AUGGGUGAAAAGAGCUUCUCUGGCGGUGAGGGCCGCUCCAAUGGGCAGCUCAAGAAGAGUGGCGGAAUGGUUGCGCCAGCAAAAGGGAUCUUGAAGUCGAGCCAGAACACAGAUCAACCACAACAGUUGCACGCACUGGACUCUUCAUUUCUGGCGUCCGGGGAUAUCCAGCUGCCAGACAGAAUCCUAUCCAAAUCAGACUUGCAGGAAGGGAACAAUACAACUUCGAGGAUUCACACUUUGGCUCUGCAGGAGAAAAUAAGCAGAAGGGUUUCCUUUGCCCCGGACGUUACGUUACACAGCUUUGACUUCGUACCGGAAACGAAAGCUAAUCUUCGAGAACCUAGAAGAAGAGCGUACGACGUUUUUGCGACCUCCACUCAGAAUGAACAGGUGCCAGGCGAAGUUGAAGAUGAAUCAUUACCUAUGGACUUGACGUCGCCGGUAGCCGUCUCGAAACAGGCGUACAAACCGGUGUUUGAUCAAGAAGUUUCGAUGGAAAUUACGCAGCUAUUCCCGAAACACGAUAAAACACAUCCUACUGAUACAGAAGAGACCAUGGAAUUUACUGCGCUGCAGAACCGUUCGAACAAUGCAAUACCCGAGCAGUCAACGAUGGAGAUCACAGAAGUCCACAGUUUUAAACAAUCAGCCGGGGCCUCACGCCCGGAGACUCCACCCACUAGCAAGAGGCGGAAACUGGCUGAGCCAAGCAACGAUAUUCGUGACUCUGAGAGCUCAGAGGAACAAGACAUGGAAUUAUCACUGAUGGAAAAACUGUCGCCGAUAAAACUGAAUUCAAUAGAGCCGCAAGUCACAAAACCUGUUUUUGAAGAGCCGGAAUCGUAUUCCCUACAGAAGUUCAUCGAAAUCACCGGACUUUCUUUCUUUAUUGACACCGACUUGCUGGAUAAAACCAAAAAGCCUGUCGUAUUCAAAACAAUCCAACCACUGCAGCCAGCUAGUUUCAGAUUAAACAAGGUGCUUAAUGUUUUGUAUCUCGAUACGCCGGUCUUAGAGAUGAAUGCGUUUAUCUGUAAGGAACUCAUGCAUAGGGUUGAGCAAUCCAAAAAACAGUUUGAUGAUCUGGAUCGUCAAAUAAAUACUUCGUCACCGCCACCUUUACUGCUGAGUGAGUAUUUCAACGCGAGUUAUGAUAUGAGACAAUCAAUGAACCAACAGUUGCAUUUGGUAAAAAGCUACUCUAAGUUGAAGGCUAAAAAGUCUUGGUUCGAAUGGCGAUUUCAACAUUUAAAUGGUAUCAAGGCUGUUUUAGAAGAAAAUCUAACUCUAAUACGUGGCGAGAAUGCCAAGGUUGAGCUGGAAUUGACCAAGGCGCGCGAUAUACGAUCUAAAGCGCAGGCACUGCGAGAAGCAAUCAAAAACGAAAUUAUGCUUUUGAAAGAACUUCCGCCAGAAGCUUGUCAGGAGGAGAAGCGACUCGAAGAAAAAGUUAGACUAGAACAGCUGAAACAAGAGUUGGCUCUCUAUGCAGUAGACAUCACCAAUCAUCAAGCUCUGGCAGAAAAGAGCAGUGAGCUCAAAAGCAAAUUAACUGCCAAAGUUGCUCAACUCGUCUCAUUGAAAAAUGAAAUAAAGUCCUUGGAUCAGUUGCACUCAACAAAACCAAAGAAAUCAGGCUUUACGCAAUACGACAUCAAGAAAUAUAGUGCCAAACUUGAUAUAUUGGGCAAGAUAUCAGGAGUUGAGUUUGUGCAGUUUAAAAAAUCUGAGCUAACUUUGAGAUUCGCCUGGCUAGACACUUCACAACAGUUGACGAUCAAUCUCUCCAAUUUGAACAAUAGCAGUGCAAAAACGUACGAAAUAAUCGGCUCCGCUGAUAUGGCAUUCAUUUUUGACCACUGUUAUCACAGGGCCAUGAAAGCCGUAUCUGUUACAUCAUCGCAUCAGCACCUAUCGCUUUUCCUUGCAAGCGCAAGGCAGUCGCAAGCAUUGAUCAAAGAAUACGCGCUGCUUCGACUUUCGUUUCCGGUUGAGGUGCGACUCAAGAACGACGUUAAGGUUUUGGAGAUUAAGGAUUUUGACUUACGAACGAAUUCUAAAAGAAUCUAUGAUCUAAAUCUGAACGAUUUUCUCACUGCUGCUCAGGACAAAAACGGGAGCGUCCGCGUCAAGACUACAGUUAUCGAGCGGGGCCAUUCGGCGUCAUCCUCAAAUUCCGCUGCAUUCUUCAAGAAAAUAGUCAAAAUACUGCCCUGGUUUGAUAUGUCUCGAGUAAUAUUCUCGGAAAAUCUAACGAAAUAG
Torulaspora globosa is the source of this 2265-nucleotide messenger RNA. RefSeq names its product kinetochore-microtubule binding complex subunit SPC105 (gene SPC105). The transcript has a single exon. Lineage: Eukaryota; Fungi; Ascomycota; Saccharomycetes; Saccharomycetales; Saccharomycetaceae. The record is from RefSeq and is a predicted model, not a curated record. Bases 1 to 2265 code for a protein of 754 amino acids. Gene Ontology annotation, biological process: mitotic sister chromatid biorientation; mitotic spindle assembly checkpoint signaling; protein localization to kinetochore.